Messenger RNA from Oppia nitens, 1780 nucleotides. Its product is annotated as kinesin-related protein 4-like. NCBI's taxonomy places the organism in Eukaryota, Metazoa, Arthropoda, Arachnida, Sarcoptiformes, Oppiidae. The coding region runs from base 85 to 1722 and encodes 545 amino acids. The record is from RefSeq and is a predicted model, not a curated record. The transcript is spliced from 3 exons.
AAGUCAARMGAUAAGGAAAUCAAGUCAAUUGUCAGCUCUUUAGUUAAUGAACUGAUCAUUAAAGUUGAUAUCAAUAGCCAGUCAAUGAUGUCGGAGGACACGGAAGAGUUGGACGCUUCUUAUUAUUCAAUGGAUCAGUCAAUGCGUUCGCCUGAAUAUUACGAUGUCAUGGAUCAGACACUGACUGCCAACCCAUYAAUUGCUGAUUUUUCAAUCAUUCAUUCGGUGCCAAACAAUGAUGAGUCUAAUCUGUGUCAAAGUAAAGACCAAAAUGAGAAGGAUUCAUCAAAACAGCGACCAAAAGACUCGCCAAAGACAAGCACUUCAAGUCUUUAUGAUUGGCAUUACUCGCCGUCAAAAUUCAAUGAUAGUUAUGAUUCGUCACAAUUUGAUUAUUAUAAGAGUAUUGCCUCUAAGUAUGACAAUCUCUUGGAUCCAUUGAAUGCCAAAAAAGAUACAAAUCUUAAAUCAAAGACGAGCUUCAAAAGUCGCGAUUCACUCGUCCGUAAAUUUGAUCCAUUAAUGGAUAUCAACAACAAGUCAUUUAGCGAAAGUCCAAGAGAUUUGAGAAAUAGUCCGUUUGGUCUCAGAAGUGAACUCAGAAGUGAAAUCAGAAGUGAAAUCAAAAGUGAUAAUAGAAAUGAUAUCAUAAAUGAUAUUAGAAAUGAUUGUUCGGAUUUAACGAAUAUAUUUCAAAGGAUCAGACUGUCCGACAGUCCCAAAGUAAUCGCCAAAACACCUAUUAAUAGCCCAAAACCUGAUAUACUUUCAUUUGAUUUACACGAAACAAACGAAUAUAAAAAUCAAAUCAAAGAAUUGGAAAAUAAAUUAAAGAAAAUGGARAAUAAAAAUCUUAACGCCGAACAAGAGUUACUACAAAUUAGAAAUCAACUGAUAAUCACUGAAGAAGAACUUGAAUCCACAAAACAACUAUUGGGUGAUCAAUCGCAACAACUCUCAACAGCCAAACAAGAAUAUAUAUCAGUCGGUCAAGAGUUGGUUUUGACUAAACAAGAGCUGAUGGCAACCAAAGAAGAACUUUCAUCCACUAAACUAGAGAUGAGUUCAUUAAAACAAAAAUUGGAGAAAACAGAUACCGAUUUAUUAGCAUUGAAGACAAAUAAGUUAUCAGAUAAUGAAUUAUCAAAAGAAAAAAUGUCAGUUUUGGAGGAAAAKAAGAUUUUAUUGCAACAAGAGUUGAGUCAAUCUAAACAAGAGAACGUUCGUCUGUUGGCACUCGUCUCACAAUUACAUGAUAUCAAUCAAAAUCUAUACAAAGAAGCGGCCGAAACAUGUGAUACUUUAGAGAUAGAGAAGCAAAAACUGAAAGAAACUUUAAGGACAACAAUGGAUGAAAUGAUGGCACUUAAGAAAAAUCAAUUUGAACUGAUUAAAGAUCACCAAAAAAUAAACAAYGAAUUCAUAGAAUCUCAAGAAACUGUCCAAACAUUGAAAACUCAAAAUAAUUUGAUUAGUAAACAACUUUCAGAUUUAGAGACUCAAUGUCGCCAUUACUACAACAAGUGUCAGACUUUUGAUAGUCAGCAAUGUUCUUUAGAAGAUUUCAAUAAAAUGAAGAAUGAGUUGAUGUCAAUGAAAAUGCAGUCAAAAAAAAGUGAAAUGAAGAUCAACUCAUUUGAGAAAUUGUUGGAUCAAAAGUCGACUGAAAACAAACAAUUGUCUGAAAUGGUUGACGAACUCAUUUCCAAAGUCGGUCAUUAAUUGUUGAUUUUAUUGCAAUUUAUUUUUAUAAACAAAUUUUAUACUUAAGAAUCAAAUG